Messenger RNA from Cutaneotrichosporon cavernicola, 1851 nucleotides. RefSeq lists its product as uncharacterized. The record is from RefSeq and is a predicted model, not a curated record. Lineage: Eukaryota; Fungi; Basidiomycota; Tremellomycetes; Trichosporonales; Trichosporonaceae. Gene Ontology annotation, biological process: iron ion transport; intracellular manganese ion homeostasis. Bases 1 to 1851 code for a protein of 616 amino acids. The transcript has 5 exons. Gene Ontology annotation, molecular function: manganese ion transmembrane transporter activity; cadmium ion transmembrane transporter activity. Gene Ontology annotation, cellular component: membrane.
AUGUUCAUGUCCCGUAUUAGGGCAGUGCCGCGCAUCCUUAAGCGCCACACCGCGUUCAUUGGGCCCGGUCUCGUCGCGGCAGUCGCGUAUGUCGAUCCAGGUAACUGGGCGACCGACCUCGAAGCCGGCGCGCGCUGGGGAUACAAGCUCCUUUUCAUCGUCUUCCUCGCUGGUCUUGCCGCAAUAUGCCUCCAGGUUAUGAGUGUGCGCCUGGGUGCGGUCACGUCCAAGAGCCUGCCGCGGAAUACCCGCGAACUCAUCCUCAGCUGGGAGGCUCGCUGGCCACAGCACCGCCGCUGGUUCCGUGCCCUUCUCUACAGCCUCUGGGUCAUCGCUGAGAUUGCCAUCAUUGCCACGGAUCUGGCGGAGCUGAUUGGAUCUGCUAUUGCUCUCAACCUCCUCUUUCCCAAGCUGCCCCUCUUCGCCGGUGUGCUCAUCACCGCCGUUGAUGUCAUGAUCGUCCUCAUCUUCUUCCGCUCCGACUCGGGGCGGCAGGGCAUGCUUCUCUUCGAGAUUGUGAUUGUCACGCUCGUCCUCGCCGUGUUCAUUAGCUUUAUGAUCCUCCUCGACAUGGUCAAGCCUGUGUGGCGCGACGUUUUCCACGGCCUCGUCCCGUCCAAGACCCUCUUCUCGCCAGGCGCGCUGUACGUCGGUAUCGGUAUCAUCGGCGCGACUGUAAUGCCGCACGCACUGUUCCUUGGUUCCGCACUGGCUGGUGUAGACCGACUUAAUAUGCUCCCGCGUCCACCUAAGCGGAGGCGCGAGCCCAUCAACAACCGCCUUCCAGCGCUUAACCCGGCGGCCGCCAUCCGCCGCCGCCUCCGUGUCCAGCGGCAGGACACCGACCCCGAGAUUCCCCUCGAACCAGUCGAAGGUCAUGAACCCACGGCUGCUUCCACCUCGGCGGCUCCCUCGGCUGCUCCCUCUCCACUUGUUAUUGCCAAGAGCACGGAUAAGGACGAUGAGUACGAGGCCAAGAUGGAGGAGUACGAGAAGGAGAUCCGCAAGUUUGACCGGAUCAGAUGGGUCAAGCUGCACGUGGGACACGCUAGUAUCGACACUGGCGCCUCGCUCCUCGGUUUUGCGUUGACCAUCAACUCGGCGAUCCUGACAUUGGCCGGAGCGACGUUCUUCUACGGUGACACGGGGGCGAGCGCCGACCAGGCCGACAUCAACGGUGCACACAAGCUCGUGUCCGAGUACGUGGGCAACGCGGCAGGAAUCAUCUUUGCGCUGGCUCUCCUAUGUGCGGGACAAAGCGCGAGUAUCACCGCCACGCUGGCUGGUCAGAUCGUGUCAGAGGGCUUCCUCGAGUGGAAGAUUAGCCCGAUGUUGCGCCGCCUCAUCACCCGCCUGAUUGGUGUCGUGCCGGCUGCCAUUGUCGCGUCAUCUGUUGGAAACAAGGGGUUGAACACGAUGCUCGUCGCCUCGCAGGUCAUCCUCUGCCUUGUGCUGCCGACCGUCACUAUCCCCCUCGUCUACUUGUGCUCCCGGAAGGACAUCAUGGCCGUCGAGGGGCCAGUCGACGAGGACCCAGGCCCGUGCAACUCGAAUGAUGAUGAGGGCACCAACAAGGCUGAGGCCGAGGAGUGCGACAUCGCUGACUGCGGCAACUGCGACGCUGGCCCCUGUCCGCGUCCCGUGUCUCCGUCCUCGCUCUUGCCCUGCCACUCGGCACCCCAUUCGCGCGCGCCCACACCCCCAGCGGUAGAGGAAGAACUUGCACCGGGCCGUCGGCGUGAAUACUUCACCUCACCCAAGUGGUACUCUGGCCUCGGGUGGGUUCUUAACGGCGUCCUCAUCCUCGCGAACGGGUACGUCAUCGUGACACUGGCGAUGGGGCAGUCGUAG